GCAGCAGAUACUUUGGCUGUACGACAGAAACGCCGGAUCUACGAUAUCACGAAUGUCCUGGAAGGCAUUGGGUUGAUCGAGAAGAAAUCCAAGAACAGCAUUCAGUGGAAAGGGGUGGGUCCUGGCUGCAACACACGUGAAAUAGCUCACAAACUGAUCGAGCUGAAGGCAGACAUAGAGGACCUGGAGCAGCGGGAACAGGAGCUGGAGCAGCAGAAGAUGUGGGUUCAGAAGAGCAUCAAAAACGUUACAGAAGAUGUGCAGAACACAACAUUAGCGUAUGUGACGCAUGAAGAUAUCUGCAAGUGCUUCACAGGAGACACCCUCCUUGCGAUUCGAGCCCCAUCAGGGACACGUUUGGAAGUUCCUAUCCCUGAGGGCCUGAAUGGGCAGAAGAAAUACCAGAUCCAUCUGAAGAGCACAAGUGGUCCUAUUGAUGUUCUCUUAGUAAACAAAGAUGCUUGGAGCUCUCCUCCUGUUGUACUCCCUGUGCCUCCCCCUGAAGACCUCAUUCAGUGCCAGGCAGUUGCACCCUCAAAACCGCAGAUACCACCACUCGCCCACUUCCAGGAGGCAUCCGUUCCCAGCAGCACCCAGCCCUCCACGCCGACACCCACCAGCACUCAGGACCACAGCCCUCCUGUGCAGCAAGCCGCAAGCACAGAAUGCAGUGUCUCAGCGGCAGAGUCCAAGAGCAGCGGUGACUUUGAUCCCCUCAGCAAUGUGUCCGGAUCAGCCGGGUUAGAUACCCAGCCGCUACAGUCCUCUGCCUCGCUGGACACCAGCUCCGUCCUACCCAGCCCCUCUACCUCCUUUGAGCCAAUCAAGCCCGAUCCCACAGGAAUACUGGAACUUCCCAAAGAGUUGUCAGAGAUGUUUGAUCCAACGAGAGAGUGUAUGAACUCUGAGCUGCUGGAAGAGCUGAUGUCAUCUGAAGUGUUUGCUCCCCUGCUCCGCCUCUCCCCUCCACCUGGAGACCACGACUACAUCUAUAACCUGGAUGAGAGUGAAGGCGUCUGUGACCUCUUUGACGUGCCUGUCCUCAACCUCUGA
Mesitornis unicolor (brown roatelo) is the source of this 1053-nucleotide messenger RNA. It is a transcript of the gene E2F4, whose product is annotated as E2F transcription factor 4, p107/p130-binding. The transcript is spliced from 9 exons. Gene Ontology annotation, molecular function: protein dimerization activity; DNA-binding transcription factor activity, RNA polymerase II-specific; RNA polymerase II cis-regulatory region sequence-specific DNA binding. Gene Ontology annotation, biological process: regulation of transcription by RNA polymerase II. The record is from RefSeq and is a predicted model, not a curated record. Lineage: Eukaryota; Metazoa; Chordata; Aves; Mesitornithiformes; Mesitornithidae. The annotation marks the transcript as partial. Gene Ontology annotation, cellular component: RNA polymerase II transcription regulator complex.